AUAGUUGCCGAGAAUGACCUUCAACAGUCAAGGUCCGAGUGAAAGCGACUUAGGGAAAGAUGCUAACGUUUUAAUAAUGGAGCUAAACAAAGGUUUCCAGUCGACAAAUCUUGGGAUUCAAUGCAAAACAAUUGCACAGUUUCCUUCCGUUCUUGAAAAAUAUCCUUUCCCUGUUGUUAUAAACUCUAUACUAUUAAAAAUCACUCAGAUAUUCUGCGAUGGAAACAAUUACCUUCGUCUCUGCAUUUUGCGUGCAUGUACCGAGUGUAGAACUCACUUCAAAAAGCUUACAGUCUGUGAGGAUAUCAUCCGUAAAUUGCUACCCUUUACGGAAAGUAAUGACCCCACUGUUCGAGCUCUUACUUUACGUCUCUUUGGGAUUUUAAAUGAGAUAACUCGGGACCAUCUUGGGGUUCAUCAUGCCAUAUUGAAACAGAUAGAGUCUCAUUAUGAAGUUGAGUCAGAUGCUGCUGUUUGGGCCUGUCAUACAGUUGCACCUAUAUCCAGUGUCUUUGCUGCAAGUCUUUGUCCUAUAUUAUGUAAAAUACUAAAUAACUUGUCGGUAGAUAUGGAUACCAAGCUUAAGUUACUGUAUCUAGGAAAACAUAUGCAUCAUAAUUCUGUUGUCGCAGAAGAGAUACGUCACUGCUUGACAGCAAUGCUUGAAACUUACAAUACCACAGAUUUCGUUACUGGGAUUUUAGAUACUCUUACAGUUUUAGAAACCCGUGCUCCUUUGCAUGUCCAUGUUCAGAUCAACCUUCUUAUCAAACGAUUAUCUAUAGAGCAAAGACCUCAACUUCGUCAAAGUGUCCUUUGGAAUCUCUUAACUCUAGCUGAAAAUGUGUCACAUCACUUCGAGAAAUCCCAUAUCCUUGAGUUGAGUUCCCUUUACCAUGGCGAAAACUGUAGCAAAAUGGAUAAAGCGUUAGUUUUACAAAUCUUUUAUUGCCUUACUACAUCAUUUCAUUCUGUUGAAUUUCUCACAUUACCAUCUGGAAAAGAAUCUAAUUCACUCUCACAUUAUACUCCUGUUGAUUGUAUCAAAAGUGCGCUAAAAGAUUCAUCAUCAGCUUAUCUUCUGGUUCAUGCAAUUCAAUUAGCUUGUAAACUGACGAUAUUAAAAGGUGAAAGUGAUCAAUUAAAGUACACUGACGACGAAAAUUGUGAAAUUUGUAUAGAUGAUGAUAAUAUUGGAUUUGAGUUUAAACCAGGACAAUUAAUUCAACUCUUUUUCCAUCAUUUUAAUAAUCCUAUUAACGAAGAAGCAGAAGGAAUCAUAAGCAAACGAAAAGCACUAUGGUAUCUGUACGAUAGUCAAGUUCCAGUCGACGAUUUAAAGCGUAUUUAUAACCUACUUGUCGAAUUCUUCAGUACAUUUCCAUCUUAUGCAUCUCAGUUGCAUAAGAUGAACUUUCUUGAAGGUAUAAAACUUGAUGGAGCAAUUUCUACUGGUUUAUUAUGUCAAUUCUUGUGUACAAUGCAUGCUAAACUGUCACAAUUCCUAUUUCUUAAUCCUUCAAUAACAACAGUUGAUAGCGACAUGAAAUCUAUUCAACUUAAUUAUUCAAAUGUUUUGUCAAAACUGACCAAUUCUAUUCAUGAGAAUGGUUUAUCAUCAUCCACUUCUACACAAGAUUGUGUAACUUCUGUGCUUGCCACUGUUGGUUUAGUAUUUCAAUUAACUGGUGGUUCACCGUUAACACAGAGAGAACAAACAAUAUUGAUGCAUUCUGUAGCAAAAUGUUUAGGUGAAAAGAUCAGUAAUAGCGGUAGUAAUACUAGUACUGGUAGUAUUGGGUCAUCAGGUUAUCGUUUAUCACCAUGGAUUGUUUAUCAGUUAGCAAGACAGGGUAAUCGAUAUGGUCAGCAUGAAUUUGCCGGUAAACUUUACGAAAAAUUAUCCUCUUUGGCUAUAACAGAAAAAUCAUACUUUUGGUUAACUGCUCUAUCAGAAUUCAGUCAAAUGGAAUUCAAAUUGACCAAUUUAACUAGAAACUUGGAAACAGAUGUACAACAAACAAUGUCAACAUCCAAUAUACCGAUUGAUCAAUCAACACAACCUACAGUAUUCACAAAAAAGUCCUGGAUUGCUAAAUUAAUUCUGGGUUUAAGAACUGCAUCAGAAGAAGCUUGUAAAUUACAAACUACCAUCAUGUGUGUUGGAGGCAGUGAUGGACGUUGGUUUCAAGCAAAGUAUAUUCAAAUAAGAAGUUUAUUGCUAAUUAAUUUAUCAAAUCUCUGUUCUACCGCAUAUCAUGCAUUAAGAAUUAAACAAUGGUCUGGUUCAAUUUUUAUGAAUCCAUCAUGUCGAAAUGAUUCAUCUCAAUUCCAAACUGUUCAAUAUGUUUCGACUAAUAAUAAUAAUGAUGAUAGUAAUAAUAUAAAUAUGAAUACAUCAUCAAAUUUAGUCUGGCUUUCAAGUUGUAUUGAAUCGUGGAAUAAUUUAUCACAAGAAAUUUCCAAUCUUCGUGUACAAUGUUUGGAUGCUGAUCUUCAAACACAUAGACAUCUAGAAGCGUAUCCUUUACAUAAUUAUCAGUAAUUUUCCCUGUAACGUAUUUGUAGAUUACAUUUUUUUAACUUUGAACAACAGAACUCACAUAGCAAAUUUCAUCUUAUUUGGUACUUGUCCGACUUUCUUAAAUCGACUCAUGAUGUCAACUGUGAUAGUAAGCGUUCACAAUGAGUUUACUAAUACUGAUGAGUAAUCUCUGUCUCUUACAUAAUAUUUGUUUACUACUAACAUUUGUCAAGUAGAGUAAUAGUUUAAGUUUUCAAAUCAUUCAAAUUUUAACCAUUAGAUUGAAGCUUCGAAUUCUCCUUUAAUUUGUUUUUGGUUUAGACCAAGUGAUUAGUAUCACUAACCCUCACACCAAGAACAUGUAUGUCAAAAUACGUAAAUCUGUAUUUGUUUAGUAGACUAUAUUUUUUAAAUUAUUUAUGAUGCAAUUCUUAUUUUUUCAGUAAUCUGUACUAUGAUAUGCCUUUAAAGUGAAUUUUUCACUCCUAGAUGAACAUUCCUUUGAUUAAUAUGAAAUCUUACUUUACCAUUAUCUCGUUGACUAUUAAAUCAACUAUUCUGAUAGAUAGAAUUGUUCACGGAUGAUAUCCUACUUUGUGAUGAAUUCCCAAUGAUGUAAUUAAAAGUCAUGACUAGUCGAAUUCAACUACGUUGAUAGUUUGAUGAGGGAUGGUAUGAUUGAAAAUCGGUUACUGUAAUGCAAAUCUAUUCAGUGUUUGUUUUCCCUUAAAAUUAUGUCACAUUUUUUAUUCUACAAAUUCAUUCUUUCUUCAUAAAUCAUAUCAUCUAUCUUUAAUAUUUCCUACCACUACUGAUACCUCUAUUAAUCAUACUACCCAAACAUUUAUUUUGACAAUUGUAUCUCUCCGUGUUGAUAUGGUAUGGUGACUUGAAUCAGUGAGCACAUGUGCCGGGUCCUACAUUGCUUAUAAGUGACUGAUUAAUGUCAGUGGUGAGAUUAGAUAUUAUUAAUUACGCUGCCUAACCAUCUUGCUAUAUAUCACAAAAAGUUGACUGAAGUUGAAAAUAUGAAUUUUCACUUGACAUAGUUUUUUGUAACAUGCUUUCUUGGAGACUUGAUGUCCUUUUUCUCUUCGGUAGUUUGGUCCACACUACUAUGAAAUUACAAACUAAAACAAAAUAUCUGUCCAGUACUAUAUAUUUUUUCUAGUGGUUCAAUGGAUAAAUGUCUAGAAUUUGUAGAUCUGAACAUGGUGGAAUGCUCAUUUUUUCCUCGUUCAUAGUUUUCUUUUAGCUUAGUUCCUUAAAGCACUGUUAUGAUAGAAUAACACAGUUGGUUGAAUUUUUUAAUGAACUUCUUAGCUUAAUUGAUGGAUCUAGUUAUUCAUUAAAAUCUUCUUGUAUUGAAGAAUAUUUCUCUUCAAGGCAUGAUUCAAGUUCAUUUCAUACAUACGAAUCUGAUCCAUAUGGUAAGAUUGUACCUGUACUAAGGGCAUUAAUAAAAGAGUAUUUUCCAAAUACUAAUAAUAAUACACCAUCUAUACGUGAAUGGUUACCAAUUAUUAUAUUCAAAGUUGUUCAAUUAGCUACACAUUGGCCAAGAUUCUUUUUUCAACGUUUACAAACUACUACGGUACGACUUGUACUAUUACCAAAAGCUGGUAGUCAUCCAGAUGAUGUGUUAACUAUUAGUAAUGAUAUUUGUCAUAUGAUUCAAGUAAUGGGUGUUGUACAACAACGUAGUCGAUUAACGAAACAAACAUUAUUACGUCGUAUUACAGCUGUACAAAUAAUUAUCAAUGUGAAUGAGAUUUGUCCAGAAACAAUUAAAACAAAUCAAUUCACUAAAUUAAAUUGUAUAUUUUCAACAAAAAAGACUGCACAAUUAAAAGGAGAUUAUUUUCACUGUGAAUUUUGUAUAAGAUUUCCUCAGUCAGAAUUAAAUAAUAAUACACCAUUCUCAUCAUCUGUUGAAAAUGUCAUGAUGACACCAGUAAGUACUCGUCAAAAUGAUCGAAUAUUUUGUAUACAUGCACAUCCUAUUUUAAUUGAUGAUCUUGGUUCGUAUUGGGAUUUAAGUGCAAAUGCUGGAGCAUCUGAUGAAAGUGUACUUGUUCGAGUAGAAUCACUUCCUGUUGGUGCUCUAUCUACGCAUACAUUGAAUCCUUCAGAUCAACAACAACAUCAUCAUCAACGUUUGGAUAGUCAAGAGAUGAAUGAAAAUCUUCAAACGAUUGGAUCUCAUCAACCUACUUCAUCAAUAUUAACAACAGAUGCAUCAUCGCAUAGUUAUCAUCAAAAACCGAAUUUUUCCAAGUCUAAAAUUGUAUCACGAUCGUUAGACGGUUGGAAAUCUCCACCGAAAAAUCGUUCAAAGAAAAUAACUAGUCAUUUAAAAUCUUCACAAUGAAAAAGAAACAUUCGAACUAAUAGUAUGCUUAGACAAAAGUUGUUUUUUUAAAAAGAAUACUUCAGAUUGUGUAAAUAUAUUCUCUUGAAAAAUAUAUUUUGGUACUUCUGAAAUAAAAGUACAUGAU
Schistosoma curassoni is the source of this 5022-nucleotide messenger RNA. The record is from the annotation of a GenBank genome assembly. Lineage: Eukaryota; Metazoa; Platyhelminthes; Trematoda; Strigeidida; Schistosomatidae.